AUGAGUAAUCAUGUUCAUUCAUUACCUGUAAUCAAUUUUACAGAUACAAAAUUAUCAAAUCAAAUGAUUAAAACAUUGAACGAAACUCUUUUAGCUCAAGAUAAACAACAACAACAACCUAUUCGAGCUGAUCCUCGCAGCUUGUAUUAUCCAUAUCCAUAUCAAACUGUUAAUUGGUAUAAUUUUCCUUAUUUAUGGCUUGCUUUUGCUGGUGGUCUUUUUGACCCUACAGUACCAUUCACUGAUGUUGGUACUCAAAGAACUGGUUUAGGAACGGGGUGA
Rotaria sp. Silwood1 is the source of this 282-nucleotide messenger RNA. Lineage: Eukaryota; Metazoa; Rotifera; Eurotatoria; Philodinida; Philodinidae. The record is from the annotation of a GenBank genome assembly.